CGUUGGGGCGGGGCGGCAGCGGCAGCCAUGGCGGCGGCCGUGCUUCCGCAGACGGACAGUAUUCGCAGGGCCGUUCUGCUGCUCAACGCCGUGGAUUCGGGUCGGUUCCCGCGCCUGCUGUCCCGUCUGCUGCAGAGAUUGCAUCUGAAGGCUGAAACCAGCUUCAGUGAAGAGGAGGAAGAAAAACUCCAGAUAGCUUUUUCACUGGAAAAGCAAGAUCUUCAUCUAGUUCUUGAAGCCAUAUCAUUUAUUUUGGAGCAAGCUGUUUAUCACAAUUUGAAGCCUGCUUCACUGCAACAACAGCUGCAGAGCAUCCACCUGGACCAAGACAAAGCUGAGGCAUUCGCUAGUGCAUGGGCAGCUGCGGGUCAAGAGACAAUUGAGAAGUUCAGACAGAGGAUUUUGACCCCUCAGAAGCUUGAAACAGUUGGUUGGCAGCUUAAUCUUCAAAUGUCUGCAUCCACGCAAGCGAAGCUGAAAUCUCCUCGAGCUGUGCUGGAGCUGGGUGUGAGCAAUGAAGACUCAAAGAACCUGAAGAAAUUGUUUGUGGAGUUUAGUCAUCAGGAGCUGUUCGAGUUCUAUAACAAGCUGGAAACCAUACAAGCACAGCUGGAUUCCCUUACAUGAUGUUUUUGAAGACUUAUUUCUCAGCCACACUCAUGCCACCUCAUUAUUUUGAAUUGAAGAUAGAUUGCCAAGCUGUGUUUACUGAAGGAUUCAGUGGGUUGCUUCCUGUAAAAUUAUAUGGCUUAUCUCCUCUUAAAGCAGUAACAUUAGCCAAGAUAAAUCAUUGUUAAGAGCCUGAAGAUUGUAAUGGACAUUCUCUUAUUUUCUGAGCAAUUAUUAGAAGUGGAUUUAUUUACAGAGAAAAGAAGAGAAUGCUACCCUAUCUCAGAUUUUUGCUGUUGUUCGUUAUUUGGUUAGUUAUUCUUUUUCUCUCUUAGGUGUGAUACUUGAUAAUGAAUAAAAUCUAUUUUUUACACAUAAAAACAAUAUAAGACUUUGGUAAUAAUGUUAGUAAGAAAAUAUAGUAAGAAAAUGCACAGCUGAUGAAACCUCUGUCCUUUUGAAUUGUUAUUCUCACGAUAAGUAAUGCUUGCUGCAAAUUUGUCAAAAUAAAUUCUAAAUUUACGAAUGGA
This is a messenger RNA of Centrocercus urophasianus (Greater sage-grouse), 1139 nucleotides long. It is a transcript of the gene COMMD10, whose product is annotated as COMM domain containing 10. Lineage: Eukaryota; Metazoa; Chordata; Aves; Galliformes; Phasianidae. The record is from RefSeq and is a predicted model, not a curated record. Bases 28 to 627 code for a protein of 199 amino acids. The transcript has 7 exons.